GGCACUUGCUUAUCCGCCAAACUUGACUGAGUGGUGAAUAAAAGAAAACCUACUUCCGAUCAACAAAAACUGGCAGCAACUAUACACUUACCAAAUCCAAAACAAAAACCAGUUGUUUCGCUUCGUUUCGACUCGUACACCAGUCUGCCCAAAUGGACAUGCACUUCCAGUACAAGAAGGAUCACGCGUUCGACAAGCGCCGCAAUGAGGGCGACAAGAUCAGGCGCAAGUAUCCGGACCGUGUGCCCGUGAUCGUCGAGAAGGCCCCGAAGACCCGCUACGCCGAGCUGGACAAGAAGAAGUACCUGGUGCCGGCCGACUUGACUGUGGGCCAGUUCUAUUUCCUCAUCCGCAAGCGCAUCAAUCUCCGUCCCGACGACGCCCUCUUCUUCUUCGUGAACAAUGUGAUUCCCCCGACAUCGGCCACCAUGGGAGCACUGUACCAGGAGCACUUCGACAAGGACUACUUCCUCUACAUUUCCUAUUCCGAUGAGAACGUCCAUGGACGUCAAUAG
Messenger RNA from Drosophila elegans, 515 nucleotides. Its product is annotated as gamma-aminobutyric acid receptor-associated protein. The record is from RefSeq and is a predicted model, not a curated record. Gene Ontology annotation, biological process: cellular response to nitrogen starvation; autophagosome assembly; autophagy of mitochondrion. Gene Ontology annotation, cellular component: autophagosome membrane; cytosol; autophagosome. Bases 153 to 515 code for a protein of 120 amino acids. Gene Ontology annotation, molecular function: GABA receptor binding; ubiquitin protein ligase binding. NCBI's taxonomy places the organism in Eukaryota, Metazoa, Arthropoda, Insecta, Diptera, Drosophilidae. The transcript has a single exon.